Molecule: messenger RNA, 726 nt
Organism: Lolium perenne
Lineage: Eukaryota; Viridiplantae; Streptophyta; Magnoliopsida; Poales; Poaceae
Source: RefSeq, a predicted model, not a curated record
AUGCUGCUCGGCGUUCUCCUCGGCUGGUAUGAGCUCACCAGCCACAUCUCCGUCGACACCCCGGCUGCCGAUCGCGACGCCGAGUGGCUGCGCCAGGACUUCACCGUCCGCUCGUGGCUAUACGGCUCCAUCAGCGACGACAUCCUCGACACCAUCAUGGGCCCGAACCAAACCGCGUACGUCGCCUACACGCUGAUCCGCAACCUCUUCCUCGACAAUCAGCUCACUCGCGCGGUCUACCUCGAGGCGGAGUCCCGUGCCCUAGCACAGGGCGACCGCACCAUCGCCGCCUACUGCCACCACCUCAAGGCCCUCUCCAACGCUCUUCGUGACGUCGGCCAGCCCGUGACCGACCAAACCCUGGUCCUCACCUGCCUGCGUGGUCUGAAUCCGCGGUUUAGUGACAUCACCACGCUCGUCACCAUGCAGGUCCCGUUCCCAACCUUCCUGCAAACGCGGUCCCUCCUGCUCCUCCGCAAGAACCAGCUCACCGCCUCGCUCCCGGGCAUGCCGUCGGCGUCUCAGGUCGCACUGUACUGGCACACCACCGGUCCCUCCUCCGGCGGCGCUCUAGGCGGCGGCUCUAGCGGCGGCUCCAGCAGCGGCAACAGUCGCUGGAAGAAGAAGAAGAAGAAGAACGGGACUCCCGCUCCCGUCGACCCGCGCGGCACCUGGACCGCUCCCGCGCCUCACCCCUGGAUCUGCUUCAACCCCUACACGGGCUAG